Molecule: messenger RNA, 813 nt
Organism: Vigna umbellata (rice bean)
Lineage: Eukaryota; Viridiplantae; Streptophyta; Magnoliopsida; Fabales; Fabaceae
Source: RefSeq, a predicted model, not a curated record
AUGGUUGAGUAUAAUGACUGUAGUUGGUAUUUUUUUCUAUUGCAGGUGCGAGUUAAGGCAGCACUUAACAGGCAGUCCAAGACUCGUCUGAUAGGACCAAACUGCCCUGGUAUUAUCAAGCCUGGGGAAUGUAAAAUUGGAAUCAUGCCAGGAUAUAUUCACAAGCCCGGUCGCAUAGGAAUUGUCUCUCGUUCUGGUACCUUGACGUAUGAAGCAGUUUUCCAAACAACUGCUGUUGGCCUUGGACAAUCCACUUGUGUGGGUAUAGGAGGAGACCCCUUUAAUGGAACAAACUUCGUUGACUGCCUUAGGAAGUUUCUAGCUGAUCCUCAAACAGAAGGUAUAAUUCUUAUAGGAGAGAUAGGAGGAACUGCGGAAGAGGAUGCUGCUGCACUAAUUAAGGAAAGCGGCACUGAGAAGCCUGUUGUUGCAUUUAUUGCUGGUUUGACUGCCCCUCCUGGCCGUCGAAUGGGUCAUGCUGGAGCUAUUGUGUCGGGCGGCAAGGGCACUGCACAAGACAAAAUUAAAACCCUCAGGGAAGCUGGGGUGACAGUCGUGGAAUCCCCCGCCAAAAUUGGAGCUGCCAUGCUAGACGUUUUCAAGCAGAGGGGCUUGGUGCAAUAGUUUGGGUUGAUUUAAUUUCAUCAAAUCAUUUUGGGGCACAUUAUUUAUAACAUGUUCAAAAUUUCUUGAUUCCCAUUGGUAAUGAUGGGCUAUUUUUCCCUUUUUUAGUUUUGGAAGUUACGAAGAGGUGCACCAAAAUAAAAUUCAAGAUGCUUUAUAUUUGCGGAAGUUUGAAACGUCCUCUUUGAA